Molecule: messenger RNA, 968 nt
Organism: Cicer arietinum (chickpea)
Lineage: Eukaryota; Viridiplantae; Streptophyta; Magnoliopsida; Fabales; Fabaceae
Product: thioredoxin-like 3-2, chloroplastic
Cellular component (GO): chloroplast stroma
Source: RefSeq, a predicted model, not a curated record
UGGAGGGUUGGACGCGUCCCUUUAAACAAAUCAGUAUGUGUGAUUGGACAUUUGGUUUCUACCUCAGCCAGCAAGAAAGCAAUGGCGCAACAUAUUGGGUUCCAACUUCACCCUCACCCAUCAGCAACAUUCUUCUUGACAACUACAACUCGACUAAACGAGUCUACUACUUUCUCUCCAUGCUCCUCCACCUUCCCUUCCCUUUCAUCUCCGUCGUCCAUUUCCAUCUUGCGUUCAUCUCCCUCGUCGAUUCCGUUGAGGCACGACCACGAUGAUUCUGUUUCGUCUCUUCAUCUUCAACCAAUCUGCAGUGAGGACCACUUUGAUCGCGUCGUUGCUGAGGCUCAACGGCAACAGCACGCUCUCCUUGUUGUUUGGAUGGCAAGUUGGUGCAGAAAAUGUAUAUACCUAAAACCGAAAUUGGAAAAGUUGGCAGUAGAUUAUUAUCCAAGAUUGCAAUUCUACAGCGUGGAUGUUAAUGCAGUUUCACACAAACUAGUUGCUCGUGCUGGUGUGACUGAUUGUUUUGCCGGAGGGUAUUACAAACUUUGGAAUGAUUGCCUGGUUUUAUUAAGCUCGUCUGAAAAUGCCAACCAUACAACUAUGGAAAGACAGCAAGAAACAAGCUGAAGUCAUUGGUGGGAAUAAAGCAUAUUUGCAGGGAACAAUUUGAGCGCUAAUACAUGUCGACGAGGUAACAGUGGUGUGGUAGCCGAAGUCCAUGACGUGAUCUGUUUGAUUUGGACAACAGUGGUGUGCCGGAGGAGUAAAUUGAAAUGUUAUGUGUUGUAUUUCUCUUUGUUUAGAUCCAUGAAAGGUAAACAAUCUAGAACUGAUGUGGUUGCUUAAAGGGGAAAGUAUAGAUUGAGUGUAGAUGAUGUAUUAUAACAUUGUGAAGUAUAUAAAUGAAUCUACAUUGUUGAAAUUAUUUAAUUAUAUAUCUACGGUUAAAACAAAUUGGUCCAAAA